AUGAAUGAAACAAAUUUAUUUAAAAGAUCAUCACCUUAUCUUGUUCAAUCUACACCACAACAGGCACUUCCAAAAAAACCACCACAAUACUCAGCUCAUCCACCACAAGCAAGACCUGUAUCACAAAACCAAAAUAGACCACCUCCAGUACCAACACCAAUACCAGCACCAUCAACACCAAAUGAGGAACCACCACAAGCAAGACCUGUACCAAAUGGCAAUUCACCAGUAAGACCAGGUCCACCAGAACUACCAGUCCCAAGUUGGGUACCACCAAACCCAAAUAAUGAACCACCACAACCAAAAUCAAAACCAAAACCAAAACAUAAUGCAUCAAUCCCCGAUUAUAGAAAACUAUUUCAAGCUAUGGAUGCUUAUGAAAAACAAGAACAAGAACAAGAACAAGAACAAGAACAAGAACAAGAACAAGAACAAGAACAAGAACAACCCCCACAACCACCCCAACCAAAACCAAAACAUACUGCAUCAAUCUGCAAUAUUAAAAAACUAUUUCAAGAUAUGGAUGCAUAUGAAAAACAAGAUCAAGAUCAAGCUCAACAACAACAAGAUCAACAACAACAAGAUCAACAACAACAAGAUCAACAACAACAACAACAACAACACCAAUC
Messenger RNA from Dictyostelium purpureum, 629 nucleotides. RefSeq lists its product as uncharacterized. The transcript has 2 exons. NCBI's taxonomy places the organism in Eukaryota, Evosea, Eumycetozoa, Dictyosteliales, Dictyosteliaceae. The annotation marks the transcript as partial. The record is from RefSeq and is a predicted model, not a curated record.